CAGCUGACAGGCAGCAGCCUAUCCCGGCAGCGAGCUCAGGCUAACCGCCACAGUGUGGUGCCCCGCUUGUCAAGGAGCUGCUGCUGGAGGAUCCGAAGGGGAGCAAGGGCGGCUACGUUUGUGCAAUGCCGAAUAAAACGAAAAAAGAGAAGGAGUCCCCUAAGUCUGGAAAAGUGGGCAAGAGUGGAGGACAAGAGAAUUCAGAGCAUGAGCAGGGCUCCAACAGGAAGGGCAGCAACAGUCUUCCUCCUACCACUCAAUUGCUAAAGGGGAAGCAGUCAGGUUCCCAGACACCUGUCAAAAAAGACAAGAGGCAGAGCUCCUCUCGCUUCAGCCUGAGCAACAACAGGGAGCUACAAAAGCUACCGGCUUUCAAAGAUGUUCCCCCUGCAGAGCAGGAGAAACUGUUCAUCCAGAAGCUGCGGCAGUGCUGCGUCCUCUUCGAUUUUGUCUCAGACCCUCUGAGUGACCUGAAAUGGAAGGAAGUGAAACGGGCAGCGCUGAGCGAGAUGGUGGAGUACAUCACGCACAACAGGAAUGUCAUCACAGAGCCCAUCUACCCAGAGGUGGUCCACAUGUUUGCUGUGAAUAUGUUUAGGACAUUGCCACCAUCAUCGAACCCCACAGGAGCUGAGUUUGACCCAGAGGAAGAUGAGCCCACGCUAGAGGCUGCAUGGCCGCACCUACAGCUUGUCUAUGAAUUCUUCCUUCGGUUCUUAGAGUCACCAGACUUUCAACCAAAUAUAGCCAAGAAGUAUAUUGACCAGAGGUUUGUAAUGCAGCUGUUAGAACUAUUUGACAGUGAAGAUCCUAGGGAAAGAGACUUCCUAAAGACCACUCUACAUCGCAUCUACGGGAAGUUCUUGGGUCUGCGAGCAUACAUCAGGAAACAGAUUAAUAACAUAUUUUAUAGAUUCAUUUAUGAAACUGAACACCAUAACGGAAUAGCAGAAUUACUGGAGAUAUUAGGCAGCAUAAUCAAUGGAUUUGCAUUGCCAUUGAAAGAGGAGCACAAGAUAUUCUUGUUGAAGGUUCUGCUGCCUUUACACAAAGUCAAGUCUCUUAGUGUUUAUCACCCACAGCUGGCCUACUGUGUGGUGCAGUUCCUAGAGAAGGAUAGCACCCUAACAGAACCGACGGUGAUGGCAUUGUUGAAGUACUGGCCAAAGACCCAUAGUCCAAAGGAGGUGAUGUUCCUCAAUGAGCUGGAGGAGAUCCUGGAUGUCAUUGAACCCUCUGAAUUUGUGAAGGUCAUGGAGCCCCUCUUCAGACAGCUGGCCAAGUGUGUGUCCAGCCCACACUUUCAGGUGGCAGAGCGAGCUCUGUACUACUGGAACAAUGAGUACAUCAUGAGUCUGAUCAGUGACAAUGCCGCCAGGAUUCUGCCCAUCAUGUUUCCAGCCCUUUACCGCAACUCCAAGACCCACUGGAACAAGACAAUCCACGGGUUGAUCUACAAUGCUCUGAAACUCUUUAUGGAGAUGAACCAGAAGUUGUUUGACGACUGCACCCAGCAGUUCAGAGCAGAGAAAAGCAAAGAGAAAGCCAAGUGGAAAGAGAGAGAAGAAGCGUGGCUGAAAAUCGAGAAUCUGGCAAAGUCAAACCCACAGUUCCUGUUGUACAUUGAUUCGACAGGUUUGGGUAGUCCAGUGGACAUGGAGACAGAUGGCCCACUGCUAGAUGAUGUCCAAAUGCUAAAGAAAACAGUAGAGGAGGAAGCCACACAGCUCCAGAAGGAUCAGCGCAAGGACCGUCCACUGAUGCGGAGGAAAUCAGAACUUCCCCAGGACAUCUCCACCGUUAAAGCCCUGGAGACGCACCGGAGAGCCGAGGACAUGUUGACGACACAUGACGGCCACUAAGAGACCACCUUAGAUCACCGUAAACCAGCAGCAGCAUCCACAGAGGAACCACAGGCCCGCGGCGGCCCAGGCCAGCACAACAACACAACUACGGUAUCUCAAUCCAGCCCAGCACAACACAGAACUGAACUCGAGAGUCCCAGCUCCACCUGACACUGAAAAUACCUUUAGCCAGACAUCCCAGUCUGGUGCAGCUGUAAUUCUUUCGGGACAAGUGGUGCUCGGCCCUGACCGAUUCCCCCCUGCCCCCCUAGCUGUGGUCCAGCAGAGAUGUCAGUGGUGCUGGACAGUCCCGCAUGACUAGAACAUGCACCGUGCCCUGAACCUCACCCGACAUAGUGUUUUUGACUCUCUCCUCCCUCCCUCUUUUCCUCUCUUCCUUUCCUGUCAACUCGUUAAUGUUUUAGGGGUGCUGUGUUGCCCCCCUCUGGUCAUUUCUCUCAGGUGUUCUGUUCUUCUGUGUGUGAGCUGUCUUUUUUCUUGCCUCCUCUUUAUAGAUGUCAGGUGCUUGUACAAAUAAUAUGAGCCCCCAGCUGUAACCUCAACAGAGGAUGUCUUUAAUUGAAAAAAUCAGUUGAUAAUAAAAAUGUCAAUUGUUUAUAUUUAACAUUAGCUAUUUUUCUCAUAAUAUUUAAACUAGACAGCUGUUUAUAUUUUUUCCUACAUAGUAUGAAUAUUAUGAGCUCUCCGCACCUUAGCAAGGAGCCUAAAACACAUUUCCCAUCUGUGUAGCUGUUACUCCCAGUCACUGUCCGCAUCCUGUGACGAUUUAUGGAUGUUGUUGUUAAUCAGGACAGGGUCAUCUGGGACUCGCCAAUAGAGUGCAUCUGUGUCUGGAUUAAAAGCGUUGUAACACAGUUGUGUUCAUCCAAAAGUGCUGGCCUGACAGAGGUCCAAGUUCCAGGUUUUUCCAUCCAGUGGAUCUCUGUUCCUAUGUAGAAGUCUAGUUUGGUGCCAACUUCACUUAACUUAGUGUUUUGUUUUUUUGUUGUUUUUUUUUUUUCUAAACAGAAUUUUCUAAUCUGUAGGCCGUAAGUUAAUACAGGUUGCGGUGUGUGUUGGUGGCUCAAACAAUGGUCAAACGGUUCAUUAUAAUUGCAUGUUUAGUUCCAUUUGAUUGGUAGAGAAUGGGUCCAGCUCCAGCCUGGUUUGCUGCAUCAGUAACAUGAGAGGGGAUUUUGUUAAGGGACACAUGUGCUUCUGAAUCCCUGUGGAUCUAUUUUAGGUUGCCCCUUCACAUCCAGUCAUUUAAGUAAGUUGUUUAACACAGUCAUCAGCGGUCACUAGAUGUCACUGUCAUUCAUUAUGAGGCUAACGAGAGGCCAGAGAGAUGUAGUUGCUAGUCUAGAGUUUACAAAUUCCCACUUUGAUACCGGCACAGUAUCGUAGUGGGUUGCAAGAGGAAUCAAAGGAGGCAGAUUCUGCGGUAACUGUGCUGAUUGCUUGCUUUUUCUACUCUUCUCAAGUAAAACCCCUUUCUUUAAACAAAGCUGGUUAGAGAUUAGACUGCUUCAUUCAUAAGGUAUGUUUGGUUUGAAGAGGUCAAACACAAGCCUUUCUUUUCACAGUGCCUUUUAUAGUCUAAGGGGAUAUUGGCUGAGAACAGAGUAGUAGCGUUUUCUAAAUGCCAAACCAUUUAAAAAUUGUAAUUGUUAGUUUAAAAAAAAAAAAAAAAAAGAUGCAAAGAAGACCGUAUUUCGUAGACCUUGUUAACAGCAAAGUGCAUCUGAGCUGCUUUGACUACA
Molecule: messenger RNA, 3607 nt
Organism: Myripristis murdjan (pinecone soldierfish)
Lineage: Eukaryota; Metazoa; Chordata; Actinopteri; Holocentriformes; Holocentridae
Gene: ppp2r5cb
Product: protein phosphatase 2, regulatory subunit B', gamma b
Exons: 16
Coding region: 126-1862 (578 amino acids)
Biological process (GO): protein dephosphorylation; signal transduction
Cellular component (GO): nucleus; cytosol; protein phosphatase type 2A complex
Molecular function (GO): protein phosphatase activator activity
Source: RefSeq, a predicted model, not a curated record